AUGUACUUGUUAGUAAGCGCUCUGCUCCUGUUCAUCGCAACUGGAGCAAGGGGCGGCUCGAGCCUUCCUUUUUUCGUCUUCCUUGGCAUUUGCUGCUUCGGCCUGCUCCCUGCAGUCCACUAUCUCCGGAAAGGCUACAGUGAGCAGGAGCAGAUAUCUCAGAGCCUCAGCCAGUUUGACGUCUGUGCAUUGCAAUGCCGUAGCGACUUCGACAAGCGCUUUAUCCACUCCGCCGUGAUGCAGUGGUACGGAAGCCUUGGGGAGUUCAACAUGUUCGUUCGGGGUCCUCUGAAAGAUGAGAUCUUGCAGACGAUGCUGGUGAGUCGAGUGCCGCUUCACUACAUCAUCCUGUGCGUCACCCCCGCCAUGGGCCUUCAGCUUGAUUUCCUGGCAGCGUUGCUGGCUGCAGGGCUCCCCUUUGAGGCAUGGGGUAAAUGGCUGUUUGGCCAACUGGCACUGACCAUGUUGGUAGUAUCUGAGCUGAAAUGCUUCUUCUGGUUAUCAAAACGGUUUGCGAAGCCGUUCUUCUCCCAUCCAGCUCUGGAUUUUGGGCAGACUCUUUUGGUGGUCAUCCUGUUUGCAUGUUGCCUGCUUCCCCCCUUCGUCGCCGUGUUCAGAUCCUCCAAUGCGAGUCUGAUGGGUGCCAUAUUCACGUUCCUG
Messenger RNA from Symbiodinium necroappetens, 660 nucleotides. Lineage: Eukaryota; Dinophyceae; Suessiales; Symbiodiniaceae. The record is from the annotation of a GenBank genome assembly.